This is a messenger RNA of Daldinia childiae, 1107 nucleotides long. RefSeq names its product Sugar transporter STL1. The transcript is spliced from 5 exons. Gene Ontology annotation, cellular component: membrane. Bases 1 to 1107 code for a protein of 368 amino acids. The record is from RefSeq and is a predicted model, not a curated record. Gene Ontology annotation, biological process: transmembrane transport; carbohydrate transport. Gene Ontology annotation, molecular function: carbohydrate:proton symporter activity. NCBI's taxonomy places the organism in Eukaryota, Fungi, Ascomycota, Sordariomycetes, Xylariales, Hypoxylaceae.
AUGAUACGCCAAAAGAGCCAGAUUUACGGCAAUAAGCUGAUCGCUAUGAUCACGCUCGUCGAUGCGCUCUCAAGUUGCUGGUUCGGCUACGAUCAGGGCGUUUUCGCUGGUGUCUUGGUAUCUGAGAAUUUCAAGGACCAGUUUCCCGAGGUCCUCGAUGCCAAUAUAUCAGGCAUCACAUCGAGUUGCUUCUUCAUCGGAGCCUUCCUAGGCUCUAUGGCAGCUUUUAUGCUAGGCGAUAGACUCGGUCGAAGAAAAACUAUCGCAUGGGGUUUGUUGUGCAACUUCCUGGGAGCUAUUCUCCAGUUCACAUCGUGGCAUCUGCCCCAGAUGAUCGUCGGACGCUUGAUAAACGGGUUCGGUAUUGGAUUAACAUCAACUACGACUCCCGUUUUCCUAUCCGAAUGUGCGAAAUCACACCAGCGAGGUAAACUGGUCGUCAUCGGUACCGCUUCCAACGUGACGUCGUUUGCGUUAGCGAACUGGAUCGCCUACGCCCUAUACUCUGAGAAUGGACCAUUCCAAUGGCGGUUUCCUCUCGCGUUUCAAGUCGUUUACUUCUUCAUGAUAGCGCCGCUUCUCCUUCUGGUUCCUGAGUCGCCGAGGUGGCUGUUAUUAGCUGGUAAGGAAGAGAGCGCUCUCAGGGUUCUUAGCCAGCUCGCCGGGAAGGAUAUUCCGAUGAACGACGAUACCGUCACGGGAGAGUUUCGCUCUAUCAAAGUCGCCAUAGAGCUCGAGAGGGAAGACCGCGCGCCCAUAAUGGAUGUCCUCUGCUUCCGCGACAAGACACACAACUUCCGUCGCUUGAUACUGUCUUGCGGAACUCAGUUUAUGCAGCAGUUUAGCGGCAUAAACGCAUUGGGAUUUUAUCUUCCUACGCUAUUGGCGCAGAACGUCGGUUUCAGUGAAGAAAUGAGUCGAUUGAUUGCUGCUGUCAGCGGUACUGUCUACCUAGUUUCGGCAUUCGGAAGCGUAAUUAUCAUCGAUACUCUUGGUCGACGAAAGUAUUCAUUUACCCUCAGAUACCUAUCGAAGAGUUUGAAGACUGCUGACAGAAGCCUAGGAUGCUACUAUGCGGUUCUAUCGCUAUGGGUAUAUGCCAUCUGA